Brenthis ino (lesser marbled fritillary) is the source of this 459-nucleotide messenger RNA. Lineage: Eukaryota; Metazoa; Arthropoda; Insecta; Lepidoptera; Nymphalidae. The record is from the annotation of a GenBank genome assembly.
AUGACUUUAAUAGGGGCUAUUUUAAAAAAAGUCACAUCGAAGGAAGUUAUUAAUGAGUCAACAAAAUAUACGUCUCCGCCACCUGAGAUAAAUGAGUCGUUGUUACGUAAAACACGCAAAACACGUAAACACCGGUAUUCUCAUAUUCAAUCUAUCGUGGACUCCUCUUCACCGCCCUUCGACGGACACAGAAUGCUUAGAAACCUUCCAGCGUGGCAACGACUCAUUCAGGACAUUUACUUAGAUAAUGUUAGAAUAAUCAAUAGCAUCAUUACUGCAUAUAUGCGUGGGCGACCUCGCGUAGUUCCAACAACAGAGUUAAAUAGAGAUUGGGUCAAAAAUAAGCGAGACAUUGUUCAUAUGACAAAGAAGAAGUUUGUACUGUUUCCUGUAAACGUGCAAGAUGUCAUGGAAGAUCCAUCUUUUGCUGCACCAGGAGAUGUUCUGCGGCCAAAGUAC